Molecule: messenger RNA, 4824 nt
Organism: Pteronotus mesoamericanus
Lineage: Eukaryota; Metazoa; Chordata; Mammalia; Chiroptera; Mormoopidae
Gene: ATP6V0A4
Product: ATPase H+ transporting V0 subunit a4
Exons: 23
Coding region: 289-2793 (834 amino acids)
Biological process (GO): proton transmembrane transport; vacuolar acidification
Cellular component (GO): vacuolar proton-transporting V-type ATPase complex; vacuolar proton-transporting V-type ATPase, V0 domain; plasma membrane
Molecular function (GO): proton-transporting ATPase activity, rotational mechanism; ATPase binding
Source: RefSeq, a predicted model, not a curated record
GGUGCGCUGAGUGCUGGGCGCCACGUGCCUGCGUGUGUCCUGUCCCUCGCGGGAGCUGGAAAACAACGCUGUCAGCCAGAGGGAUUCCCGGGCACCGGGGCGUUAAGAACUAGUGCUCCGCAGCUGAGGGAAGACCCAGCGCAGCGCAGCUGGGGUGAAGAGGUCCCAGUUCUAACCUUGAAGCUCCGCUCUGCGAAUCCUGAGUUCAGCCUUUGGAACUUUGCCCAGGUUUGCACGCAUUUGCUACCUCCAAUAUCCCUGUCUCCUUCAGACCAAGGCUGGGUCAAGAUGGCGUCUGUGUUUCGAAGUGAGGAGAUGUGUUUGUCGCAACUGUUUCUCCAGGUGGAGGCUGCAUAUUGCUGUGUUGCUGAGCUGGGAGAGCUUGGACUGGUUCAGUUCAAAGAUUUAAAUGUGAAUGUGAACAGCUUCCAAAGGAAGUUCGUGAAUGAGGUCAGAAGGUGCGAGUCCAUGGAGAGGAUCCUCCGUUUCCUGGAAGAUGAGAUAAAAAAUGAGGUGGAGGUUCAGCUGCUGGAGAAGUCCCCACCGACGCCCCUCCCACGGGAAAUGAUCACCCUGGAGACUGUUCUAGAAAAACUGGAAGGAGAGUUACAAGAAGCCAACCAGAACCAUCAGGCAUUGAAGAAAAGCUUCCUAGAACUAACUGAACUCAAAUAUCUCCUGAAGAAAACCCAGGACUUUUUUGAGACGGAAACCAACUUGCCGGAUGAUUUCUUCACUGAAGACACUUCGGGCCUCCUGGAGUUGAGAGCCAUGCCGGCGUACAUGAGCGGGAAGCUGGGGUUCACCGCCGGCGUGAUAAAUAGGGAGAGGAUGGCUUCCUUUGAGAGGCUGCUGUGGCGAGUUUGCCGGGGAAACAUCUACCUGAAGUUCAGUGAGAUGGACGUGGUCCUGGAGGAUCCUGUCACGAAAGAAGAAAUUAAAAAGAACAUGUUCAUCAUCUUUUAUCAGGGAGAGCAGCUCAGACAGAAGAUCAAGAAGAUCUGUGAGGGGUUUCGAGCCACCAUAUACCCCUGCCCAGAGCCUGCGGCGGAGCGCAGAGAGAUGCUGGCUGGUGUCAACCUGAGGCUGGAGGAUUUAGUCACUGUUAUAACACAGACAGAGUCUCACCGGCAGAGACUCCUGCAAGAAGCAGCUGCCAGCUGGCACUCCUGGGUCAUCAAGGUGCAGAAGAUGAAGGCCAUUUACCACAUCCUGAACAUGUGCAACAUCGACGUCACCCAGCAGUGCGUCAUCGCCGAGAUCUGGUUCCCGGUGGCAGACACCGGGCGCAUCAAGAAGGCGUUGGGGCAAGGCAUGGAACUAAGUGGCUCCUCCAUGGCUCCCAUCUUGACAGCAGUGCAAUCUAAGACAGCUCCUCCCACGUUUAACAGGACCAAUAAAUUCACAGCCGGCUUCCAGAAUAUUGUAGAUGCCUAUGGUGUGGGCAAUUACCGGGAGAUGAACCCAGCUCCCUACACCAUCAUCACCUUCCCCUUCCUGUUCGCGGUGAUGUUUGGAGACUGUGGCCACGGGACUGUGAUGCUACUGGCAGCCCUUUGGAUGGUCCUCAACGAGAGGCACUUGCUCGCCCAGAAGACAGACAAUGAGAUCUGGAACACCUUCUUCCACGGGCGCUAUCUCAUCCUCCUCAUGGGCAUCUUUUCCAUCUACACGGGCUUCAUUUACAACGACUGCUUCUCCAAGGCUUUCAACAUCUUUGGCUCUUCUUGGAGCGUCCGACCCAUGUUUAGAAAUGGCACGUGGAGUAUGGAAACGGUGGAAGCGAACCCACUUUUGCAGCUGAAUCCCGCCAUUACAGGAGUGUACUCUGGAAACCCAUACCCCUUUGGGAUCGAUCCGAUUUGGAACUUGGCUUCCAACAAGCUGACCUUCUUGAACUCCUAUAAAAUGAAGAUGUCGGUGAUCCUGGGAAUUGUCCAGAUGACUUUUGGCGUCAUUCUCAGCCUUUUCAACCACAUAUACUUCAGAAAAACGCUCAACAUCCUUCUACAAUUUAUUCCGGAGAUGAUUUUUAUGCUGUGUCUGUUUGGCUACCUGGUUUUCAUGAUCAUUUUCAAAUGGUGUUACUAUGACGUCCACGUGUCGCGGCAAGCCCCGAGCAUCCUCAUCCACUUCAUCAACAUGUUUAUGUUUAACUACAAUGACUCCUCGAACGCACCCCUGUACAAACAUCAGCAAGAAGUCCAAAGCUUCUUUGUUAUCAUGGCUUUGAUUUCCGUGCCCUGGAUGCUUCUGAUUAAGCCAUUUAUUCUCAGAGCCAAUCAUCGGAAAUCCCAGCUGCAGGCGUCCAUGAUCCAAGAACAUGCCACAGAAGACAUCGAAGGUGACAACUUGAACCCUCCCAGGAGAGCAGGUGUCCAGGGGGCCCAGGAGGACGAGGAAGAAGAGUUCAACUUUGGAGACAUAUUUGUGCAUCAGGCCAUCCACACGAUCGAGUACUGCCUGGGCUGCAUCUCAAACACGGCCUCGUACCUCCGGCUCUGGGCCCUCAGCCUGGCUCACGCAGAACUGUCCGAAGUGCUCUGGACCAUGGUGAUGAACGUCGGCCUUCGCGUGCGAGGCUGGGGAGGGCUCAUCGGGGUGUUCAUCAUCUUUGCCGUGUUCGCCGUCCUGACGGUGGCCAUCCUUCUGGUCAUGGAGGGGCUCUCUGCUUUCCUGCACGCCCUUCGGCUGCACUGGGUGGAGUUCCAGAAUAAGUUCUACGUUGGGGCCGGGUACAAGUUUUCUCCGUUCUCCUUUAAAAGCAUCCUGGAUGGGACAGCCGACGAGUAGCCGCAGGUCCCGUGGCUGACACCCCUCUCUGUCAGUCUUGUCUUGAACAUCAGCCCGCGCAAGACGGUUGAUGGAACGAUUGUCCUCAGCUGACCAUGUAUUAUUUAGUCACAAGCCUUGGGAUUUGUUAGGACUUCACCAUGUCAUAGAGGAACUAUGUUGGCAAGUCAUCCCAACCGCAUAUGGAGACCUAAUUGCUAAAUCCUAAAAUGAUAGAGGAAUUGAGGGGGAGGGUUGCUACACUGAUGUUUUCUUGCAAUAUUUUAGGUAUUAUAUUUAAGAAAAUAAAGUCCUAGGGCCAUUUACUUUUCUUUAAGAUGUUUAUAUUCAAAAUUAUUCCAUAGAAUUUAUUUAUUUAUUGGGUUUUUUUUUUUCAGCAUUAAAAAAAAAACAAACUCCAUAGAAUUUAGUGUUGAUAAUUUUAGGGCAAAGUUAAACAAUAGAGUUACACAAGCUAUUCCCAAAGGAUUAUGUUUAUUUGAUUCCUUCAUUUCCUGCUUCCUCAAACACCCUUUUUCUUUGUCUGAGGCUAAGCUUUACAAUAUCAGGAACUUUCUCAUAGGUCUUCUCUCUGGGUGAGUUAGAGCAGAUGAUGUUCUGUGUUUGAUGGGGGGCUGGCCCCCAGGAGGCCCUCUGUGUUGUUAAGUCCUAUGGAACGAAGUGCGACAACAUGACAUCAUCAGCAACUCCGGUUACUCGGAAGGCACGUUACACCGUAGUAACAGAAGGAUUUGUCGGCUCGGAUAAUUUCUGGAAAAGGGCGAGCCAGAAAGGACACUGCUGGAUGGCCUGCCUGCCACUCGCUGGGCCAGUCGGCCUGGCGACUCCUGGACUGGUGGACUCCAAUGGGCCAUGGGUAGAAUAAGAUGGUUCCAAAUAGACACACAGAGUAAUAGAACAGAAGUGACAAGGAGUCAAAUGCGUACAGUAGAGAAAGAAAAGCCCCUUCAAUAAAUGCUGCUGGGAAAGUUGGAAAGCCUCAUGAAGAGAGUGAAACCAGACCGCUAUCCGACACCGUAUAUGACGAUGAACUCAAAACGGACUAUGGACUGGAAUGAAAGGCCUGAACCAGUGGAAUGCAUAGAAGAAAACAUAGGUACUAAACUUGUGGGCCUUGAUCUUACAGGAAUUUUUGUGAACUUGACCCCAAAGGCCAGGGAAAAAAAAGCAAAAAUAAAUGAGUGGGACUACAUCGAACUAAAAAGCGUCUGCACAGCAAAAGAGACCAUCAACAAAACAAAAAGUCAACCAACCAAAUGGGAGAGGAUAUUUGUAAACAAUAUCUUCGGUAAGAGGCUAAUAUCCAAAAUGUAUAAAAAUCUCAUGUGACUCAACAACAACAAGAACAAGAAAUAAUCCAAUUAAAAACUGGGCUGAGGACAUGAACAGAUGCUUCACCCAAGAAGACAUACAGAUGGCCAACAGAUAAAGGAAAAGAUGAUCAACAUCACUAGUUAUAAGGGAAAUGCAAAUCAAAACCACAAUGAGAUACCAGCUCAUACCUGUUAGAAUGGCUAUCAUCAGAAAGGCAAGAAAUGUGUUGGUGAGGAUGUGGAGAAAAGGGACCCCUCAUGCGUUGCUGGUGGGAAUGGAAACUGGUGAAGCUCUGUGGAAAACAGUAUGGACUUUCCCCCUAAAAUUAAGACCAGAGCUACCAUAUGAUCCAGCAACCCCUCAUCUGGGUAUCUACCCCCAAAAUUUGAAAGCAUAUAUUCACAAAGAUAAAUGCACCCCUAUGUUCAUGGCAGCAUUAUUCACGGUGGCCAAGACAUGGAAACAACAGAAGGGUCCUGCAGGGGGUGAGGGGUAAAGAAGAUGUGGUCCAUAUACACAAUAGAGUACUGCUCAGCCAUUAAAAAAAAUGAUGGAAUACUGCCAUUUUGACAACAUGGUUGAUCUGGAGAGUGUCAUGCUAAGUGAAAUAAAUCAGACAGGAAAGAACAAGAACCACAUGAUUUCAUUCAUGUGGGAUAUAAAAUAGAAAGCAACAAAUGAACAAACUCAUGGACACAAACAACAGCAUGAUGGUGA